Messenger RNA from Chenopodium quinoa (quinoa), 2498 nucleotides. RefSeq names its product NAC domain-containing protein 30-like. Bases 1051 to 2052 code for a protein of 333 amino acids. NCBI's taxonomy places the organism in Eukaryota, Viridiplantae, Streptophyta, Magnoliopsida, Caryophyllales, Amaranthaceae. Gene Ontology annotation, biological process: regulation of DNA-templated transcription. The transcript has 4 exons. Gene Ontology annotation, molecular function: DNA binding. The record is from RefSeq and is a predicted model, not a curated record.
UAAGAAUAUCUGACAUGUCCUCCACGUGGCUAUCGACCGAGGGUGACAAGUAAGCAAAGGGCGGCGCACCAAACAGACAACAAGAGUUGGAACAUAUACUGUUUGUUAAUGAAAUAAGAGAGAGGGGGGGGGGGGGGGGUGGCCAAAAGGAGAAGAAACUAUUGGAUAGUGUAAAGUUUAGUUUUUUUUUUUUUUUUUUUUUUUUUUUUUUUUUUUCUUUUUAAUCCAUUUUAACCUUUAUUUCAAGGGUUUUACUGUUAAGAUAACAUAGGAUACAUAGAUGUUGAUUUAUAUUAAAGGUAAUUGAGGUGUAAGUCUUAUCGAGUCAGAACCUCACACAGGUUAAUAUAAUGCGAGUUAACAGGACAUGUCCAUUAUUAAUUAGAAGGGGUGUGGGGCGAGGGAGCUGAGGGUAUGGUUGGGUAUGUAAGAGAAUUUUUUUCCCAGGGAUAUAAUGUUUAAUGUAGUUUAAUAGUUGUGAGAUGCAAAUCUUUCCACUAAGUUAUACUCUAUCCGGUAACGUAAAAUGUUGACAGGAGGGAGUUUAUGUAUAUAACUAUAUAAGAGAAAGGAUGUAUAGUCUUGAAACACAAAAUUUACGGUGGAAGUUAAAAGAAAGGCAAUUUGGAGAGAGAGAGAGAGAGAGAGAAAAAGGGGGGUGGCGUGAAAAAGAUUAGGGUGAGACGCCGUCCAAAAUAUAUAAGUAAAAGGCUUAGAGUAAUCUGCUAACCCCAUGCGUAAUUGAUAACUACACCUCAUCUCUUUCACCUUCCUCUUUUUUACUACUUACAAACCUAUCCUCCACGUUUAUAUAUAUAUAUAUACAUUGUUCUUUUUCUCCAAGACAUAUUUUUAUUCAUCAUCUCUAAGCUAAGCUUGCUAGCUAGGUACCUUGCUCUCACAUAUAUUGAUCAAGUCGGAAUAACGGAGUUAAUUAGAUCAUCAUAAUCAUUCACCGCGAUUCAAAUAGAGAAGAGGAGGAGGAAGAAGACAAGAUUACUCUAAGCUAGGACAACAUAUACAAAUUUCAUUCAAUUCUUUGAAGAGGAAAUGAAUCAUACCGAAUUAUGUGUUCCACCGGGAUUUAGAUUUCAUCCCACAGAAGAAGAAUUAGUGGGGUACUAUCUCAAGGGAAAGGUCAACUCCCUCAAAUUCGAUCGAGAUGUCAUCAUUGAAAUUGAUCUUUACAGGAUGGAACCUUGGGACAUCCAAGAUAAAUGCAAGUUGGGAUAUGAUGAACGUAAUGAAUGGUACUUCUUCAGCCACAAAGACAGGAAGUACCCUACCGGAUCUCGUACAAACAGGGCCACGGCAGCCGGAUUUUGGAAGGCUACAGGGAGAGAUAAGGCGGUGUUAUCCAAGAAUAACAUCAUAGGGAUGAGAAAGACCCUUGUCUUCUAUAAAGGACGUGCCCCUAAUGGCAGGAAAACUGAUUGGAUCAUGCAUGAAUAUCGUCUUCAAACUUCGGAACAUGCUCCUCCUCAGGAAGAAGGAUGGGUGGUAUGCCGAGCAUUCAAGAAACCAAGUCCAAGUCACAAGCAAGGAUUUGAAGCAUGGAGUCAUCAUCAAAAUCAGUACUACUACAUGAGAAGUAACAACUAUGAUAGACACAUUGGUUCUCCAUCAAUUCCUGAUACAUCAAGCCCUAAUACCGAUCCAUCCGAUUCUAUAAACCAAUGUCACACAAACUUCCACAACCCGCAAUCACAACCUAUGCAGCAGCUUCCUUACACUAAUUUCAACCCGGAAUUGAUCAUCGAAAACCAACUGAUCAUCGACCUCCCUCGAUUGGAUAGUCCGUCUCUUUCGACAAGCUUUGCAACAAAAGAAGCAUAUGAACAUCAUCAACAAAGUGGUGGAAUAGUUAACGAGGAACAUCAUCAUAAUGACCAUGAGCGUAGCAACAAGUGGGAAAUAUUGGAUAAUUUGCUAGGAAAUUCAUCAUCAUUUUCAAAUAAUGAUCUACCAAACAUGCACUUAGUCCCUCAUGAUUAUGAACUAGAGGUUCAGAAUCAACUUGGAAGUUUUCUCGAAUGCUUUCCGAACUUAUAGCAAAGCUCAAUUCAUCCAUAAUAUUUCAACUACCAACAAAAAAAAAAGGAAAAAACAAAAAACAAAUAUAUUGAUAUAAAUAUAUACUGUGUUUUAGACAAAUUUUCAAGUGUGUUUCAAAAAAAAAAAAAAAAAAAAAAAAGACAAAAUUUCAUGUGCAUGUUAAUAAGGCAUGCUAUAUAUUAUUCCAAAUGUAACUUCUCUUUCUACCUUUUUUUUUUUUUUUUUUUUUUUUACUAAUUGUAUUCUCAUGUAAAGUUAAUUAGUAGGGUUUAUUGAACUCAUCAAACCCCUAAAUUUAUCCAAGUUUCUAAUGUGAUUAGUAAAAUGGCUUACGUGCUAUGCUAAUAAUCGAUGCGCACAUAUAUCUAAACUGCAAUUUCUAUCUUACUCCUGCAAUAUCAUGUACAAUGUACUCUAAAUUUAUAAAUUUAUGUUAUUUUGAU